AUGGCGACAGCAAGUGAGGAAAAUGCACAGGUUUAUAACCUUAAAGUGGACUUUGUCAUUCAAUACAGCUUUGGAGAUGUCGACCAAUCAGAGGCGAUUGAGCAGCUCCAGAAGCUGCUAAAGACCCUUGCUGAGGUCGGUCUGCAAACUGAGGUCCGACAAGGUGAUGAAUCCUCGUUGCUCGUCUUUGUGCGAGCUUCCAAAAAACAGCUGAAGCGGGCGGUGUACCGAUCGCGCGUCCGUGACUGGCUUUACGGAAUUCGCCAUGCCGAGCCUGAACCCGCCGAUACGAUCGAUGCCCACACUGAGACGGAGGCCGAGCGACUGCGGGUGAUCAACCACAUGAUAACGCUCCCCACCCAGGAAGGAGGUGCCGGUAUCACCCCGCAACAUGGGGAAUGGAAGAACGUCAUGGCCGUCUUCCCGCUGCACGACGUGGAAACAAAUAGUCGAUGGAUGCGCGAGUGGAGCAAGAAGACCUUCCUCUCUGAAGAGGACUUGGACCAGAUCCGCGAUAAAUUUGGAGAAAGCGUCGGCUUUUACUUCUCCUUCCUCCAGUCCUAUUUUCGCUUCCUCAUCUUCCCCGCGGUAUUCGGUUUCGGGUGCUGGUUUCUCUUGGGCGGGUUCUCGAUCAUCUACGCCGUCGUCAAUUCCCUGUGGUGCAUCAUCUUUGUCGAGUAUUGGAAGCGCCAGGAGGUUGAUUUGUGCUGUCGUUGGCAGACGAAAGGGGUCUCAGCUGUCCAGACCAAGCGGCGUCAGUUCAAGCCAGAGAAAGAGGUGCGCGAUGAGAGCACCGGCGAAGUACGAGGGGUAUUCCCAGCGACCAAACGUAUGCAAAGGCAGUUGCUCCAGAUUCCCUUUGCAUUGCUUGCCGCAACCGCCUUGGGAGCCAUCAUUGCGACUUGCUUCGCGAUCGAGAUUUUCAUCUCGGAGCUGUAUAACGGCCCUUUGAAGACCUACCUGGUUUUCAUUCCAACGAUUCUCGUCUCCGCGCUGGUGCCGACCAUGAGUGCUGUUCUAGUGUCUAUUGCCACGAAGCUCAAUGACUACGAAAACCAUGAGACUAAUGAUGCAUAUGAUGUUGCACUAACACGAAAGGUCUUCGUUCUUAAUUUUAUGACAUCGUACCUGCCGGUGAUCUUGACGGCCUUCGUGUAUGUGCCCUUUGCCAGCCGCAUUGUCCCUUACCUGGAUGUCUUUCGCUUGACCGUCCGGCCCUUUGUGUCGAAAGAGCAUUUGAACGCCAAGAGAUCGCAUUUCCAAAUUGACCCGGCCCGCCUUCGAAAUCAAGUGAUCUAUUUCACCGUGACCGCCCAGAUUGUUGGCUUUGCCAUGGAGACUAUUGUCCCCUAUAUCAAGCAGCAUGCCUUCCGAAAGUACAAGGCCUUUAACAAGAAGCGCAAUGGCAAGGCAGAGCGCAACGGAGAGAAGGAAUCACCCGAGAGGCCGGUCCCAGUGGUUUUUGACGACCCCACGGAAGAAGCGCAGUUUCUCACCCGGGUUCGCAACGAGGUUGAGCUGCCGGAAUACGACGUCACCGACGACCUGCGUGAAAUGUGCAUUCAGUUCGGUUACUUGGCACUCUUCUCCCCCGUGUGGCCUCUGGUCCCCGUAUCAUUCUUUGCUAACAACUGGGUGGAACUCCGAUCGGACUUUUUCAAGAUCUGUAAUGAGUUCCGCCGACCGACACCGCUCCGGUCCGAUACUAUUGGACCUUGGCUCGACACCCUCGGGUUUCUCUCUUGGACUGGCAGCAUCACGAGUGCUGCUCUAGUCUACAUGUUCAGUGGGAAUGCGCAGCAAGGUCCCAACGGGGAGCCCACAGAUAUCAAAGGAUGGGCACUGCUUCUUUCUAUCUUUUUCUCGGAACAUCUCUACCUGGCUAUUCAAUUUGUCGUUCAAGCCUCCAUGACCAAGCUUGAGCCACCAAAUGCUCGCAAGGAACGUGCCGAGCGAUAUCUCAUGCGCAAGCGAUAUCUUGAAACGACCCUGCGCGCACAGAAUGAUGACGAAGUACCUGCAACCGUUACUUCUGAUGUGCCGGGACUGUCACGCGCUGCCCUUGAGGAGGAGGCUCGACAAGCAUCUUUGCAGGAAACAGACCCUGCUGAGCGCUUCUGGAUGCGGCAGCGAGGCUGGAUGGAGUCUGUCCAGGUCGGGACAGGAAUCAUUCAAGCCCAGACCACGGUAAACACCAAGAAGCAGCAAUAA
Penicillium odoratum is the source of this 2211-nucleotide messenger RNA. RefSeq names its product anoctamin family protein. NCBI's taxonomy places the organism in Eukaryota, Fungi, Ascomycota, Eurotiomycetes, Eurotiales, Aspergillaceae. Gene Ontology annotation, biological process: chloride transmembrane transport. Gene Ontology annotation, molecular function: chloride channel activity. Bases 1 to 2211 code for a protein of 736 amino acids. Gene Ontology annotation, cellular component: cortical endoplasmic reticulum. The transcript has 5 exons. The record is from RefSeq and is a predicted model, not a curated record.